Messenger RNA from Selaginella moellendorffii, 997 nucleotides. RefSeq lists its product as uncharacterized. Gene Ontology annotation, molecular function: protein binding. The transcript has 9 exons. Gene Ontology annotation, cellular component: chloroplast. The record is from RefSeq and is a predicted model, not a curated record. Bases 144 to 899 code for a protein of 251 amino acids. NCBI's taxonomy places the organism in Eukaryota, Viridiplantae, Streptophyta, Lycopodiopsida, Selaginellales, Selaginellaceae.
GCGAUGCGGCGCUGGAUCCCUUCGUGCUGCAUCCGCGUCCGUGACCAGCAACCAUGCUAGAUCUCUUGUUUUUCAAAAGCUCCGAUCGAGAGCAACGCUAAUUUAAGAAGAGGUGACAGUCCGAUGUGCAAAGAGGCCGAGCUAUGGCGUGGAAGGCGGUGGCCAUUGGGUAUAGAAUUCCACGACUGUCGCUUGCUCCGCCCAUUCCAGCGUCUAGAGCCGUAAAGUUUGGAGAUGGAAGAAGGCCGGCGUGGGAGAGGCGUGUUACUGGAGCGGCUAUUGCUGCCAUAGCCGUGGUUCUUGCAUCGUCGAGGCUUCCAUUCGGGAGAAUGUCGGCUCUGGAUUGGAAGAGGCAUGGAAUGGAGCUCUUCUCGCAGGGAGAUGUGUCUGGAUCUUUGGAGCAAUUCAACAAGGUGUUGGAUGCUUUCCCGGAAGAACUCCCUUAUCUGUGGCAGAGGGGACUUUCACUGUUCUAUCUCGACAGAUUUGAAGAAGGUGCUGCUCAGUUUCGAGAGGAUACAAAACUGGGGAACAACGACUCCGAGGAGGCUUUAUGGUGCUUCCUUUGUGAGGCCCGAUCUUAUAGUUUAGAGGAGGCUCGUCAAAGAAUCCCAGACACGGGUAAAGAUAGCAGGGCUUAUAUGAACCAAAUUUACAAGCUUUACAAACAAGGUGGUGAUCCUCAACAGCAGAUGCUGGGUAGCUUUCUAAAGGAAGAUAGAGGUCAAGCAUUCUUCUAUGCUUCCUUGUAUUCUGGGCUUUACUACGAAGCUUUGGGAGAAUUUGAACCAGCAAAGUCUGCUAUUAUGUCUGCGUGUGCAAGUAGCUACGGAUCAACGUCCCAAGAUUAUAUGGUGUCCGUAGCUAAAGUACAUUGCAAAACACGCAAAUGGUGCUAGUUCGGCCUCACGGUUGUGAACAUACUUUCUUAAUGCAUCUGAGUCGAUGUCUGUUACCUCCACAGAUGAGGGUGUGAAAAGUUGACGAGUCGACUGGA